This is a messenger RNA of Phanerochaete carnosa HHB-10118-sp, 2419 nucleotides long. RefSeq lists its product as uncharacterized. Bases 10 to 2244 code for a protein of 744 amino acids. Lineage: Eukaryota; Fungi; Basidiomycota; Agaricomycetes; Polyporales; Phanerochaetaceae. The transcript has 3 exons. Gene Ontology annotation, cellular component: spindle pole; gamma-tubulin complex; centrosome. The record is from RefSeq and is a predicted model, not a curated record. Gene Ontology annotation, biological process: spindle assembly; microtubule nucleation; cytoplasmic microtubule organization. Gene Ontology annotation, molecular function: microtubule minus-end binding; gamma-tubulin binding.
AAGUCGCUCAUGAUUGCAGAAGUACUUCUUGUCCUUGCGGGCCAUUCGUCCUCCCUUUUCCCCACCGACCACAAGGUCCAUCCUAAUUUUGCGCCUCUCCUUCAUCCCGGAGAGCAACAAUGUCUCGAAGCUUUGGCACGGAUAGCCUGCAUAUACCGCAAGAUCAAGCAGACCUCCAACGAUCUUGCACGUUCACCGUCACGAUAUGUAUCGGCUUUAUGCGCGACAUUGAACCAUAUCCUGCGAACAGAAUACGAAAGCCUGGUCGUCGACACAGAAGCCAAAAUCCUCAAGCGCGACAGCAGCCUCGUUGCUAGAGGCUCUUUCGUCCCACUGUCAUCUAUCCGUGCCAUAUUCGCCGAAUGGGAUGCACCUCUUGUAGCUCUGGAGUCCCUCAUGGACGAGCUACAAUCAACAGCACAGUGGCAGCCAGGACCACUCAUUGACCUACUUCUAGCCCGCUCUAAUACAGGCGUACAUCGCACCGCAUCCAUCUAUUCUCGUCUUUGUGAAGCUGUCCAAAGAGUCUGGAUCGCACAGCUUCAGGCUUUCAUGAUUCAUGGCUCCGUAGCAUCCACCGACCCUUUGGCAUCUUCCGACUACAUGCUCUCAGAAGGUGCCAUGCCUAACUGUGUCUCAACCCAGUCUCGGGACUCUAUUGCCUACGUCGGUCGUGCCAUCGGAACUGUGAAGGCGGCUCGAUGGGAGAAGCAGUUCCCCAGGCAGCAGGCCAUGGAACACACCAAGCACCUAGACAGCGUCCUGCCCCAAGAUCGCUAUGAGUUCGACCGGAUCAUCGCAGACAUCCGUAUUGCUGUUAGCGAGUGGUUAUGGCUUAAUGUCCUGACUCAGAAAGAUGUCGAUGACGCCGUCGAAUCACUAGCGAGCUACUUCUUGCUACGAAACGGCGAAUUUGCGCUGUCUCUCAUUCGCGAGAUCGAGCGGUUGAAGAUGUCCAGGCUUACUGGCAGGACAGGGCCGAACACAAUGAUCAGGGAACAAGACUUGCGACUUGCUCUCCUCCGCGCCUCGCUCGGUACGAGUGCUCAACAUGAUGCUUCGCUUUCUCGCCUCAGCUUCCAGCUGCCGACUGGCCCUCUCCGUCCUUUGCUACCUUCUUUUGGUCACGGUCCCUUGGUCAACGAUGUGUUGGCAUCAAUGAGCAAUCUGCCAGAGCACACGCCGUUCGACGAUCUGUUGCUUGGCACCCCGCUUAUUCUCAACUACAGUGUAUCAUGGCCACUGGACCUCUUCUUGCACGCAUCUGACUUGCGAAUCUACGCCGCACUCUUCGCCUAUCUCUCCUCGCUACGUAAAACGCACACGCGCGUGCACUUGUGCUGGACAGCCCUUUCCAACGCACAACGGGCACGGCGAAGAUGGACCGGCCUGGGGGAAGGCGGUACCGCAGAAGACCUAGAAGUGCGGAAAGAACUGCUGCGGUGUGGCUGGGGCGUCGUCCGUGAGAUGAGCUGGUUCCUGGACACCCUACUGGGCUAUGUUAUGACGGAAGUUGUUGACAUCGAAUUCCGGAGACUAAAGGUCUUGCUCGCGGGAAAACCUGCUGCGAUUGCCAGACAGAUGACGGGUGGCCAAUCGCGUGGCGAUUUGAACCCGGCUUCAGCAUCAACCUUUCCCACAUCCCACAGCACCGCGUCCACUGUGUCGUCCACGCAUCUAGACUUCACAACUUUGCGCCAGCUACACGCCACUUAUCUCGAACGACUCAUCACUGGUUGUCUGCUGUCCAAUUCAGCUCUGACAUCUGUCAUUCGCUCAAUUCUCGAGCUCUGCGAACAAUUUGUCGCGCAGGUCGAGCGAUGGGGCGGAGACAUCCUGCCAGAACUUCUAUCCGAGGGCAGUCUAGGCGCAAGGGGCGACAGAGUGGGCGAGAUGGUAGAAGAACGAAGGAAGAUAGUCGCGGAAGUCAAUGAUGCCCUGAAUGCGCUGCUCGAGUCGUUUUAUGAGCAGCUAUCGUUAUCGACAACUCAGCAGCCUUUCUCGGCGGGUCCUGACGCCUCGAAAUCGACGAUGUACAAUAUGAGCACGGCGAACACGACGGGAUUCCACACAUUCAUUCGGCCGAAGCGUGGUAAAGGCCUUGCGGGCGACGAAGAGGUCCGACGGCACGUCGAGAGACUGUUGCUGCGUUUGGACUUCAACGGCGAGUUCUCAACGCAUAGAGUCGGCCGGCGAGCAAGGCAAAAGGGCUUGGACAUUUUGAAGGAGGGCGGACUCACGUAGUUCGCGUCUUUGACGCGUUUGAUGGCGCAGCUAUCUGGCAGAGCUUCUGUCAAUUUGCAGACGAAUGGUGCUACUUUUCAGCAGAUGUAGACGUGGCAGGCGGCGAUUCAAUAUAUUCGAGACGAGUACGUUAAGUCAAGGUGGUGAAAACGGUUUGAGAUUAUCCGAUCUGAGG